This is a messenger RNA of Venturia canescens, 1767 nucleotides long. RefSeq names its product translocating chain-associated membrane protein 1 (gene TRAM). The transcript has 6 exons. Lineage: Eukaryota; Metazoa; Arthropoda; Insecta; Hymenoptera; Ichneumonidae. The coding region runs from base 144 to 1286 and encodes 380 amino acids. The record is from RefSeq and is a predicted model, not a curated record. Gene Ontology annotation, biological process: protein insertion into ER membrane; SRP-dependent cotranslational protein targeting to membrane, translocation. Gene Ontology annotation, cellular component: endoplasmic reticulum membrane.
AACGAAGCGAGACGCUAUGCGACUUGUCAGUGUACGUGAGUGAGUUAACGUAGAAGGUUCGUGCCGAAUUUCAUUUCCACCCGGUUCACACUGUGGGACCACGCUUUGUAAGGAAAACUGAUUAAAACACAGAGUAUAAAAAAAUGGUUGCUGUGAAGGGUCGCAAAAGUUCGAACAAGAAUCCGCCGAUCUUAAGUCAUGAAUUCGUUAUACAGAAUCAUGCGGAUAUCGUGUCUUGCGUCGCUAUGGUUUUCGUUGUUGGUUUGAUGGUUCAGAUUACGUCACCAUGGGCAUAUAUAUUUAUUGCAUUGCACCAUAACGUAUCGGAGCCCCAGGAUCCAUCGCUUCCAUGGCAACCACCCAAGUUUUCCACUGGCUGGAAAGACGCUUGUGCCGUCUUUUUCUACUUCCUCAUAACAAUUGUCAUGCAUGCUGUCAUACAGGAAUACGUCCUAGACAAAAUUUCGAGGCGUCUUCACCUCAGCAAAAUCAAGCUUUCCAAAUUCAACGAAUCCAGUCAACUGACCGCUUUCUUCGUACUGUCCGCUCUCUGGGGUAUCGAUAUUAUUAUCAGAGAUGAUCUUUUGGCGAAUGUACCUUUGCUGUGGGAAAGUUAUCCAGGAUCCAUGUCGUUUGCGCUGAAAUUAUUUUUCAUCGGUCAAAUCGCCUACUGGCUCCACUGCUAUCCCGAGUUGUAUUUCCAGCGAGUUAAAAAAGAGGAGAUGUCAGGAAGAAUCGCUCAUGCAACGACCGGUCUUGUCUUCACUUUGGCAGCGUAUCUUUUAAAUUUCCAACACGUUGGUGUGAUUCUCAUGGUUCUCCACUAUAUCUCUGAGGCUAUGCUACACAGUGCUCGCAUCAUUCACUUUGUCAACCAGAAGGAACAGCCUACGAAAGUGGCUUUCAUGCUCGCAAACUGCGUGUUUGUGGUAGUUCGCAUUGCGACGAUUCUUCUUUCUGCCCUCGUCUUGGUUUACGGUCUUGGUCAACUCGAUGAAUCUUUCAGUUACGCAACUGGAAAUUACAACAUUCCAGCAGUGCGUUAUUCGUUAUUGGGUGCUAUCGUAGUCUUCCAGGCUUAUCUUCUGUACGUUUUUGGCAAAUAUCAACUGCGUCGUUCGCGUGAGAGCAGCGCUCCGGUGAUCUCGAAAAUUAAGCCAAAACAACAGAGACCGAAAAAGAAGGACGCGAAAAAGGGAACGCUCUCGGAGGACGAUGAUUUGCCAGAAGUCGAUCAGGCGACCAAGAAAAAUCUUCGUUCCCGAUCUUCCGCGAAGGCGAAAUAAACACAAUCCGUUUCUUCCAUUUGUCUGAAAUGAAAUGAAUUAUGUCUCCGAGAGAACAUAAAAAUGGAAAAGAAAAAGGAAAAAAGGGAGCCUUUUAAGGCUAUUUUAUAAAUCAAGAACUUUACACCUGCGUGAAAUAGAAUAAAACAUUGGUUUUUCACGUGAUCUAUAGGAAAAUCGAAUUGUAUUAAGAUUUAGGCUUUCCUGUCGUCCAAUUUGGGAACUUUUAAAUCUUCGACUUCUCAUUCAACAUUCAAUGACUGUUACAUUUUUUUCAUCGUUUUCAUCGAGUUAGCAAAACAUCCUAAUACAUCUUUUUUAACACAAUACAAAACGUCCAAGUUAUUGUGAAAUGAGCUAAGAUUAAUAUAUAGAUCUAUAUAUAUUAUAGAAGGAAUUUUGUAACGUGUAAAUAUCGCGGAAUAUCAUCAAUAGUUGUAUUAUUUGAAAGACUAUUAAAACGAAUUAUACAAAAUGAAAA